Messenger RNA from Aphanomyces invadans, 1453 nucleotides. RefSeq lists its product as hypothetical. The record is from RefSeq and is a predicted model, not a curated record. Lineage: Eukaryota; Oomycota; Saprolegniomycetes; Saprolegniales; Verrucalvaceae. The transcript is spliced from 2 exons. The coding region runs from base 104 to 1366 and encodes 420 amino acids.
UCGUGGUAUUGAAUGGAACGAUCCUAGGAAAUGCCCCAAACGUUCUCCCGUGGAACGAUCAAGUUCAAGGGAACGAUCUCUGCUGCGAGGUGCCGCCGAACCGAUGGCAAGUACCGACGCGGGGUUCCAGCUCCAGGACGAAGCAGACGCCACUGCCGAGAACGCCGUCAAAGAAAUUCGCCCGUCGCCGCCACGGUGGUCGUAUGUGGUGCUGGCCGUCGCCGUGCUCGCCAUGUCGACGGGCGGGAUCUGGUUUGCGCUGCUGGGGACAUUUGGCACACCACCGCUGAUGAUGGCUUGCUGGCGGUUGACCCUGACUGCGUUCUUGCAGUUGUUUGGUGUUGCAUUCGAACUGCAUGCUGUCAACACUGCUGGGCUCUGGCGGCGCUUUCGCCAGUCGGGGGUGCUCUUGACCUGUUCUGGUGUGGCUUUGGCCAUUCAUUUUGGAAGUUGGGGCUGGAGCGUCUCCCGAACGACUCUCCUGGAUUCACUGUUGCUUGUGAGCUCCGUGCCGCUGCUCCUUGUCUUGAUCCAAACCGUGCGAUGGUUGUUUCGUCGCUGCAUCCGCACGGCUCCCGUGGAAAGCCAUGGGGCGGCGCAUCUGCACCCGGUCACACCAUCUUCUGAUGAUGUACUUCAAGGGCCGUACGUGUCCGUUGCAGGCGAGUCGCCGGCCGACUCCAUGACGGCUUCACAAUCGAUGUCGUGGUUUCAACUCCUUUGUUGCCCAUUGCACCAACUUCCCCCGACAUGGUUGGAGGCGCUGGGGGCGCUCAGUGGAUUUUUGGGCGUGCUUGUGCUAUUACUUCUUACGCCGGUGGCCGUCGAAGCGCCCAACUCCACGGCUGUGGCUACGGUGGCAGGCAACUUGGCGGCUCUACUCGGAGCGGCCGCGAUCAUUCCGUACUUGGAGGUCGGAGCGAGCUGCCGGCAGUUCAUGCCCCUCUUCAUCUAUGCUUUUCCAGUCACGUUGAUUGCAGCAGUGACGUUGGCCGUGGCGUCGCUUGCCUUUGAGCCAACGACACGAGUGACGUCGGUCGGGCCAACCGCGUUGUUUGGGUAUUUUGGCCACGCGGAGCGAGCGGGGUAUGCCCUCAGCGCAGCCGCUGUCUCUGGGAUUGCAGGCCAUACACUCAUGAACUUGGCUGUCAAGUACGUGAGCCCCCUCGUUGUGGGUGUCGCCGUGCUGUGGGAGCCGCUCUUGGGGUCAUUCCUGGGCUAUUUUGCCAACGUCCAAGGCCCUCCGGACGUCAUGUCGUUAGUGGCAACUCCUCUUCUUCUCGGGGGCGCUCUUCUGGUUACCCUUGGUGGUCGAGGUGGCCCGUGGGUCCUUCCCUCCUGUCGCCGAGCUAGUGUAGUGGAGUAAGGAGGUUGCUUUUAUUGACGAGAGCGGUUGGUCAACUAUAAAUACACGGCCGCAGUGUCGUCCUGUUUGGAUUGUGCAGCGCGGGUU